Coregonus sp. 'balchen' is the source of this 1222-nucleotide messenger RNA. The record is from the annotation of a GenBank genome assembly. Lineage: Eukaryota; Metazoa; Chordata; Actinopteri; Salmoniformes; Salmonidae.
AUGACCGUUGCUCAAACCACCCAACCCACCACAAUCAUCAGCAAACUGUAUCCCAUAUACACAACCAGGUCAAAGACUGAAAACAGCCAAACCAUUCACACCACCACUGUCGCACCAGGAAGAGACUACUACAAUACAGACAGCAACAAGGAACUCUUCCCUACAUCCCACACUGGGGGAGAAUACACCAAAGCUCAAGAUUACAUCACAAACAUCUCCUCUACACUCAAGACGGAGAGAAGCAACACCGAAGCAGAUGAUAUGAACCUCAUCCCUUCUUUCAAGAAUGAGUUAGUGAACUAUAUUGAUGUCAUACCAACAUCUCAGACCAAUGGAAACCAUACUCAAGAUGAGGGCAAGGACAUUGAUGACCAAGGCUACAUUGCCUCCAAUACAACCCAAACUGAGAACUAUAAUAUCACCACAGAGCCUACCACUACAGCUACUGCAAGAUCCACCAUAUCCACAAUGGGAGGCAUGACUGUAAAUGCUGCUUUGACUGGGAAGAAGGUACUAGACAUUUCUUACAAAUGAAUGCAAAAUACUGGCAAUUUUUGCAAAAAUGUCAACUUUUCAGCAUACAUUAUAAAUUAUAAUUUGCUUUCCUUCACAGAUGAGGUCUUGUAAAAUAUUUAGCUGCAUCGGAAUAACAUGCUACAAACAUAUGAAGGCCAUUGAGGAGUUGUGUGAGGAGGGCAUGGACUUCUGUGAGGUAAGAAGACACCCAUUCCUAUUGUGGCUUUCUAACAAACGUCUUUACCAUGCAAUGUCAAUAUUCAAUAGGCUUGGUUAUCAACAUGUAAGUUAACCUGAAUCUUAACUGUUCAUGGAUGAAGUGUUGUUGUUAAUGAUGAUGAUUAUGCUACUGCUGAUGGUGAUGAUGAUCACAAGGAUGAUAUUGAUAGUGAUGAUGAUAAAUACAACUGAUACACCAUACACUAUCCCACAGCUCAAGAAAGCCUCAAGCCAGGUCACCUGGAAUACAUACGUGGCGGUGUGGAGUGCUGGAUGCUCCAGAGACUGCAGACAGCGUACUAAGUGUGGUCCCUUCAGCUCGUACCAAUGCCACAAGGAGUGUUGUGUGGCUGGGUCUGUCUCCUGUCUCAGACUGGACGGUUAUCUCAACAUGCCUGUCAACUCUGCCUGCUGUGGCCUGGGGAGUCUCGCCCUCCUGGCCCUGAGUGUAACCUCUCUACUGGGCAGUCUACUCAACACUCGCUAA